AACGCAACUAUAUAUAGAUGUUUUCAUGAUAUAUAAUACGGAGUACUAGGUUGGUGAUGAAACAAGAUAGCGUGGGGCCCUUUGUUAUACGUGUCGGACCCAGCAUCUACAAACUGAAAAAGAUAAAACCUUAUCCACAGUAAAUCUCUACUCUUCCUUUCAAAUCUUUUGUUUUCUCCCCCGCCGUCGUCUCUUGUUUAUUUCUCAGUCAUGUCCCUCCCAAGUUCCAAACUUUACUGCCGUUUUUCCCAGCCCCAACAAUCUUCAAUCUUACAGUUAACUGUCAAGCUGUGUCCAUGGAGGCAAUCGCUCAGUUUAACCAAUUCAAUUCCUCAAUCCUUCAAAAACCAUUCAAAAAGAAGCAGCCAAGAAAUUAUGCUACCAGUUUUAGCCUUCUCAAUAUGGCAGAAAUGCCUGCACAAACCUCACUAUCUGCCUCUCAUGAAUCAACUACUGUCAACUCCUUGCCUCUUCUUACUUCGUCUGAUGAUUUGAGUGAGCUUCAGCUUGAUUCACUUAGCUCAGUCAAAGCAAUGCACGCCCGGAUCAUAAAAAUGCCCGCUAAAUGUAAUUCUACUGCAAAGAUGCAAUCUUUGACCACAUCGUACUUGGAAGUGGGUGAUUUCACAUCUGCUGCUGUGGUGUUCUUUGUGGAUUUUGCAGAAAACUAUCUGCAUUGGAACUCUUUCUUGAAAGAGUUCAGAUCUUCAGGGGGGAACCCUUGUCAGAUUCUAGAGGUUUUUGGUCAGUUGCAUAGUAAAGGUGUGGUGUUUGAUAGUGAAGUUCUUGCUCUUGUUUUGAAAUUAUGUUCCCAGUUAAAGGAAGCAUGGUUAGGUCUGGAAGUCCAUGCUUGUUUGAUCAAGAUGGGUUUUGAUUCAAAUGUCUAUGCAAAAUCUGCACUCAUGAAUUUCUAUGGGAGGUGUUGGGGGGCUGAAGCUGCUAAUCAGGUGUUUUAUGGAACACCAAAAACAGGAUCUUUGUUGUGGAAUGAAGCUAUUUUGGUGCAUUUUAGGAAUGAGAAUUGGACAGAGGGUCUAGAAAUGUUUCAUGAGAUGCAGGGUAGAGGUAUGAAGGCUAAUAGCUUCACAAUUGCCAAAGCAUUGCAAGCCUGUGGGAAUUUGAGAGCCUUUGAUGAAGGAAAGCAGAUUCAUGGGUAUGCUUUUCGAAAUGCCUUUGAAUCAAAUUUAUUAAUCAGCAAUGCUUUGAUCAGUAUGUAUGUGAAAAAUUCCAAUCUUAAACCUGCUGAAGCUGUUUUUAUGUCAAUGGAAAAUCGUAACUUGUCCACAUGGAACACAAUGAUCUCAGGUUACACUACACAUGGUCAUCUAAACGAUGCAUGGAAGCUAUUUCUUGAACUAGAGUGUACUAGUAUAGAACCAGACAUUGUAACCUGGAAUUGCCUUUUAUCGGGUCAUUUUUCUCAUGGAUUGUAUCAGGAAGUCUUGAUAAUCCUCAGUAGAAUGCAAAUAGUUGGCUAUAAACCGAAUCCUAGAUCUCUUACUUAUGUUAUCCAAGCAAUAAGUGAAUUAGGCUCCUUGCGUCUUGGGAAAGAGGUUCACUGUUAUAUCCUAAGAAAUGGGAUGGAUCAUGAUUUGCAUGUUGGAACUUCAGUACUGGACAUGUAUGUGAAGAAUGAUGACUUAGCCAGUGCUCAAGCUGUUUUUGAUGGUAUCAAGAACAAGAACAUCUUUGCUUGGAAUUCACUAAUUUCAGGGUAUUCCUUCAAUGGCUAUUUUGAAAAAGCCAUCAAUUUCUUGAAUCAGAUGAAGGAAGAUGGCAUUAAACCAGAUUUGGUAACAUACAAUAGUCUAGUUUUUGGAUAUUCUAAGUCGGGUCAUAUUAAGGAAGCCUUGGCCACUUUACGUGAAAUAAAAAAUUCAGGGUUGAGUGUGAAUGUUGCUUCAUGGACAGCUCUAGUAUCAGGCUGCUCGAAAAACGGAUACUUUAAGGAUGCUCUUGAGUUUUCCAUUCAGAUGCAGAAUGAAGGUGUAAAGCCUAACUCAGUGACCACUGCAAGCUUACUUCGAGCUUGUGCUGGCCUCUCUUUGUUGCAGAAAGGGAAAGAGAUACACUGUUUCAGCAUCCGAAAUGGUUUUGCAGAAGAUGCAUUUGUAUCCACAGCUCUAAUUGACAUGUAUAGCAAAUGUGGCAGCAUAAAAAAUGCCUACAAGGUUUUCCAGAGAAUUCAGAACAAAAUUCUAGCUUCUUGGAAUUCCAUGCUUAUGGGAUUUGCAACUUAUGGCCUAGGUAAGGAGGCGAUUUCACUAUUCAAUAAAAUGCUUCAGGAAAAAAUUCAACCAGACGCUAUAACUUUUACAGCUGUUCUCUCGAGCUGUAAGCAUUCUGGACUAAUUGAUGAAGGUUGGAAAUGCUUUGACAGUAUGGAAACAGAUUUUGGUGUUAGCCCCACAAUUGAGCAUUACUCUUGCAUGGUUGAUCUUCUUGGAAAAGCUGGUUUUCUAGAUGAAGCAUGGGACUUUGUUCAGUCAAUGCCAAUGAACCCUGAUUCUACAAUCUGGGGAGCUCUUCUUGCUUCAUGUAAAGUCCAUGGCAACUUGGAACUUGGAGAAAUAGCUGCAAAGAUGCUGUUCAAAUUAGAACCAUAUAACACAGCUAACUAUGUGUUGAUGAUUAAUAUGUAUGCAGCAUCUAACAGAUGGCAGGAUGUGAGCCGCAUAAAAGAAAUGAUGAAUGAUGCAGUGGGAGCGAGAACAGAACAUGUUUGGAGCUGGCUACAAAUCGAUCAGAAGAUUCACAUCUUCUCUGCAGUUGGAAAACCACAUCCAGAUGAAGGAAUCAUCUAUUUUGAGCUGUACAAGUUGAUUUCUGAGAUGAAGCUGUUGGGGUAUGUGCCUGAUACUACAUGCGUUUAUCAGAACAUUGACGAACCAGAAAAGGAGUUGCUUCAUCACACAGAGAAACUGGCAAUUACAUAUGGUCUAAUCAAAAGCAGAAGUUGCAGCCCAGUUCGGGUGAUUAAGAACACAAAAGUUUGCUCCGACUGUCACAUGGUGGCAAAAUAUAUGUCCCUGUUGAGGAAUAGGGAGAUUUUCCUGAAAGAUGGCUCGCGUUUUCAUCAUUUCAAGAAUGGUAAGUGCUCCUGCAAUGACUUCUGGUAGGGGUGUAAGCAUCACCAUAGAUGUUCGAGAUUAGCAGAAGUGUUCAGCCUGUAGCAUUCACUUUACAAAUUCAAACUGUAAAUAUGACAGUGAAAAUUAAUGGAAAUCCAGAAGCUUUGAUGUA
This is a messenger RNA of Ipomoea nil (Japanese morning glory), 3243 nucleotides long. RefSeq names its product pentatricopeptide repeat-containing protein At4g01030, mitochondrial. Lineage: Eukaryota; Viridiplantae; Streptophyta; Magnoliopsida; Solanales; Convolvulaceae. The coding region runs from base 297 to 3119 and encodes 940 amino acids. Gene Ontology annotation, biological process: RNA modification. The record is from RefSeq and is a predicted model, not a curated record. Gene Ontology annotation, molecular function: protein binding; RNA binding; zinc ion binding. The transcript has a single exon.